AAUCAGGAUUUCAAUCUGAGUCAAAAAUGAUUUUUCCAUAUUUGUCCAACACACACACACACACACACACACAGUGAGCAGACUGUGCGUCUGGAUUAGCUAGCGGUGCACAAAUAGAUUAAAACGUCACAUGUGUCUGCUAGUAACCCCGCUCGACACACUCAAACUGCCGCCACCCCCAACGUCCCCGCCCUCCCUCAUCAUCAACCUCCCUCUCUGCUCGGCCAUCAUUUAGCAGGAGUGGGCGGAGGCUACCGCAGCAUCACAAGGUGGAAGGCAGGGGGUGAGGGAGGGAGGGAGAGGCAGAGAGGAUCAGGGUCAGAUGGAGUCUGGUUAGCUAGACUGACAUGCAGUGUGUGCGUGUGUGCGUGUGUGUGAGUGAAUGAGAACAAAUGAGGAGAGGGAGAACACCGGGGAGAGCGUGCGUGUCUAAGUGUGUGUUUGUGUGCAUGUAAGAGAGAGAGAGAGAGAGAGAGAGAGAGAGAGAGAGGAAAGCCAGACAGGAGGAGAAGAGGACGUAAAGGCAAGAAGAAAAGAAGGAGCAGCAAAAUUAAACCAGACGACACAGACCGGAGGGAAAUAAUGGCCGAGCCUGAGCUGAAAUUACGCAGCAGUCGGGAGAGCAUUGCCAAGGAAAAGAUGGAGGGACCAGAAGCAAACCCGGACCAAGACGGCCAAGUCAUUGAGAAAGUUUCUCCAUCCACCCCGAUGGUCGCUGCCCCCUCAAGCCCGUCCGACCCACCACCCGGCAAAGGGCAGAAGAUCGAACUCAAGCGCAGCAUCACCCUCUUCAACGGCGUGGGCAUGAUCAUUGGCACCAUCAUCGGCUCGGGGAUCUUUGUCACGCCGACGGGCGUCGUGAAAGAAACGGGCUCGGCCGGACUCUCCUUGAUCAUUUGGUCCGUCUGCGGGGUGAUCUCCACCAUGGGGGCGCUUUGCUACGCCGAGCUCGGCACCACCAUCUCCAAGUCCGGCGGCGACUACACGUAUAUCCUGGAGGUGUACGGCGAGCUGGCCGCCUUCCUCAAACUGUGGGUGGAGAUGCUCAUCAUCCGGCCGUCGUCGCAGUAUGUGGUGUCGCUGGUGUUUGCCACGUACCUCCUCAAACCGAUCUACCCCAGCUGUAGCGUGCCCGACAGCGCCGCCAAGCUCAUCGCUUGCCUGUGUCUCACCUCCCUGACUUUUGUCAACUGCAUCAGCGUGAGAGCCGCCACCAAGGUCCAAGACUUGUUCACUGUCUCCAAGCUGCUCGCACUGAUCAUCAUCAUCCUCUUUGGCUUCAUACAGAUCUUCACAGGUGAAUCCCAGAGCAACAAUUCACUCUUCUUCACUUGUACAGUGGAACACAAUUUUAAUCAUCUGUGGAAAUAUUGAAUACGGUCGUUGGAUUUUUAUUAUGCUGAACCAAUAAGCAAAUACAGCACACAAAGAAGAGAACGACUAUUAAAAGGUAAAAAAAAAAA
Messenger RNA from Hippocampus comes (tiger tail seahorse), 1463 nucleotides. RefSeq names its product putative L-type amino acid transporter 1-like protein MLAS. The transcript is spliced from 3 exons. The coding region runs from base 583 to 1374 and encodes 263 amino acids. Gene Ontology annotation, molecular function: L-amino acid transmembrane transporter activity; neutral L-amino acid transmembrane transporter activity. The record is from RefSeq and is a predicted model, not a curated record. Gene Ontology annotation, cellular component: membrane. NCBI's taxonomy places the organism in Eukaryota, Metazoa, Chordata, Actinopteri, Syngnathiformes, Syngnathidae. Gene Ontology annotation, biological process: neutral amino acid transport; amino acid transmembrane transport.